This is a messenger RNA of Adineta steineri, 1149 nucleotides long. Lineage: Eukaryota; Metazoa; Rotifera; Eurotatoria; Adinetida; Adinetidae. The record is from the annotation of a GenBank genome assembly.
AUGAGAAUUCAUCUCGAACGUGAAGCAACUGAUCGACCAUGGGGCUUUCGUCUUCAAGGUGGUAGUGAUUUUUCUAUCCCAUUGUCGAUCCAGCUGGUUAAUCCGGAUACGCCUGCUCAUGCAUAUGGUUUAAACGCUGGUGAUCAAGUUAUAUCAAUUAAUGGUCGAGAUGUAACUCGUAUUAGUCACCAAGAAGCUAAAAUGGAAAUAACUCGUGCAGGAAAUGAUCUUGACUUAACUGUUAUUAAAGGAGUAGUUAAUCAACAAUCCAUAGCAAGUCCACAAUCAAUGUCUCAACUAAAAACAGGUCCUAUACAUCAAAUGCCAACACCACAAGUUGUUAAACCUAAUUUUGCACAAUCAAGCGAACCCCAAACUCAUAUUGGUAGUAGCCAUAAUCGAGCAGCUAUGCCAUUUGAUGCACGAGUUGGAAAUGAAAUGACUUAUCAAGCAGCAAAACCAAGUAAUUGGCAACCUGGAGAUUAUACACAAGAAGAACCUGAACAUUUACGUCCUAAACUUAUGAGUUUUGAAACAUCAACAGCUUUUAAUAAAGAUCCACUCCAACGUGAACCAUGGCGACCAAAAGCUUAUCGCGAUACUCCUCAAGCACCACCACCACCUCGAAACGUUGGUACCGCUGUUUAUCAUGCUCAGUAUAAUUCUCCAAUUGGACUCUAUAGUGAUGAUAAAGUUUUAGAAGCAUUUAAAUCUCAAACAGGCAGUUUAAUUGACGAUAUUAAAGGAGGCAGUCCAAAUAAUAAUCCUCCACAACCACUUAAUAUGUAUAAUCCUCCACAACCACCUAAUAUGUGUAAUCCUGAACAACAAAAUCAACGAUCACCAACAUACCAAGCUGUAAUGAAUACUCCGCCACCAAAUAUUUCUCAAUCAUCGGAAGCAAAACUUUCUCGAUCAUUUCGAAUACUUGAACAAGAUCUUGGAUCAGUGCAAGGAACAGCACAAAUACCUAAAUCUGUUUUUGAACAACGUCGCCAACAACAACAACAGCAACAACAACAACCGACUGGUUUUCGUAGUGUUAGACCACCUGAAGAAGUUCCACCUGAACAACAACGACGACCAUAUCAUACUGAAUAUCAAGUUGAACAUGUUCAAGAAAAAUGGAUGGAACCAAAAUUUAAAUAA